AUGAAGACUUUGUUUCUUCCCGGGGAAGACGUUCUAGAGUCCGAUGGGUAUAUAAGAGGGCAUGGAACACAGCUUAGAGGAAGCAAUAUAGCAUCAACCUACUUUGGAAGGGUGAAGAUCACAAACAAGCUCGUCUCCAUCGAUCCUAUUUCUUCCAUGAAGUACAAUCCAGAGGUUGGCAAUGUUGUUGUGGGGAGGGUUAUUGGGAUCCACAACAAGAAGUGGAAGGUUGAGUUGAGCAGUAGAGGAGAUGCUUAUCUAGGGCUGUCAGCCAUCAACCUUCCGGGGACAGUUCAACGGCGGAAACAAGAAUCGGAUGAGAUGUCCAUGAGGGACUUUUUCGACAUCAACGAUCUAGUUGUAUCGGAAGUUCAGAAAGUCAACCGAAACGGUACGAUUGCAUUACAUACAAGAAAUGACAUGUAUGGGAAGUUGGGCCAAGGUCUCUUGGUGUUUGCGCCCCACUUUCUACUUGAGCCCCUCAGAACGAGGUUCCUCCUUCAUGGUAACAUCAAGGUUAUUGUGGGAUGUAACGGAUACAUAUGGGUUGGAAAAACCCGAGAAGAUCCCAUGGCUUUCAUAGAGAUAGCCAGUCUUGUUUCUAAGAUAAAGACAAUGGUGUCCCAGAAUAGAUACAUAAACAUGGAAGAAUUACUUGAAAAAAAUUCAUAA
This is a messenger RNA of Encephalitozoon intestinalis ATCC 50506, 672 nucleotides long. Its product is annotated as Rrp4-like RNA-binding protein. Gene Ontology annotation, biological process: exonucleolytic trimming to generate mature 3'-end of 5.8S rRNA from tricistronic rRNA transcript (SSU-rRNA, 5.8S rRNA, LSU-rRNA); CUT catabolic process; U4 snRNA 3'-end processing. The transcript has a single exon. The coding region runs from base 1 to 672 and encodes 223 amino acids. NCBI's taxonomy places the organism in Eukaryota, Fungi, Microsporidia, Unikaryonidae. The record is from RefSeq and is a predicted model, not a curated record. Gene Ontology annotation, molecular function: RNA binding. Gene Ontology annotation, cellular component: cytoplasmic exosome (RNase complex); nuclear exosome (RNase complex).